Sinocyclocheilus grahami is the source of this 5547-nucleotide messenger RNA. RefSeq names its product TRAF2 and NCK-interacting protein kinase-like. The record is from RefSeq and is a predicted model, not a curated record. The coding region runs from base 309 to 4604 and encodes 1431 amino acids. The transcript is spliced from 29 exons. Lineage: Eukaryota; Metazoa; Chordata; Actinopteri; Cypriniformes; Cyprinidae. Gene Ontology annotation, biological process: protein phosphorylation. Gene Ontology annotation, cellular component: cytosol. Gene Ontology annotation, molecular function: protein kinase activity; ATP binding.
CUAAAGAAAAGCGGCAUUGAGAUUUCGGCGACAGUGUUAGAGACCAAAAGAUGUGUAGCUCCUGCUGAAAAACAUGCUGUCCUCAGACCACACGCUGUUUCUGUUUGCUGGGGCCAAAUCCAAGUGAGGUCUAGCAAAAGCAUCGUUGGACUCCAGAGUUAAAAGACGGAUUGUACUAUAAGCACGAGCGAUCAGCGAGACGAGAUUUGAACGCGCUGCUGUAGGAGAUCAGCCGACGGCUGCCUGAGAUCUAGUCAACAACAUUUCUUUGUUUCGCUGUGUAAUUCUGGUUUUCUUUCGUCUUUAAUAUGGCGAGCGAUUCUCCGGCUCGGAGUCUGGAUGAAAUAGACCUCUCCGCGUUAAGGGACCCUGCAGGAAUAUUUGAGCUGGUGGAGCUGGUCGGGAAUGGCACGUAUGGUCAGGUGUACAAGGGCCGACAUGUCAAAACAGGUCAACUGGCUGCCAUCAAGUGCAUGGAUGUCACAGGGGAGGAAGAGGAGGAGAUCAAAGCUGAGAUCAACAUGCUGAAGAAAUACUCUCACCACAGGAACAUUGCCACCUACUAUGGUGCCUUCAUUAAAAAGAACCCUCCCGGUGUGGACGACCAGCUGUGGCUGGUGAUGGAGUUCUGUGGCGCAGGCUCAGUGACAGACCUGAUAAAGAACACCAAGGGCAACUCACUGAGGGAAGACUGGACUGCCUACAUUAGCAGAGAGAUCCUCAGGGGCCUCACUCAUCUCCACCAUCACAAAGUCAUCCACAGAGACAUCAAAGGCCAGAAUGUGCUGCUAACAGAGAAUGCGGAGGUCAAACUAGUGGACUUUGGUGUGAGUGCACAGCUAGAUCGCACCGUGAGCCGCAGGAACACUUUCAUCGGCACUCCUUAUUGGAUGGCACCAGAGGUCAUCGCGUGUGAUGAGAAUCCUGAUGCCACAUAUGACUAUAAGAGUGACCUGUGGUCGUUGGGAAUCACAGCCAUUGAAAUGGCCGAAGGAGCCCCACCCCUUUGUGAUAUGCACCCAAUGAGAGCCCUGUUUCUGAUCCCUAGAAACCCGGCUCCCAGGCUCAAGUCCAAGAAGUGGUCUAAAAAGUUCCAGUCAUUCAUUGAGAGCUGUCUGGUGAAAAACCACAACCAGAGGCCCAGCACAGAGCAGCUCCUCAAACAUCCCUUUAUCCGAGAACUGCCCAACGAGAGACAGAUCCGCAUUCAGCUCAAGGACCACAUCGACCGCACCAAGAAGAAGAGAGGCGAGAGAGAUGAGACUGAGUACGAGUACAGUGGGAGUGAAGAGGAGGAGGAGGAGCACGACAUGGGAGAGCCCAGCUCCAUCAUUAACAUACCCGGAGAGUCCACUCUGAGGCGGGAUUUCCUACGGCUGCAGCUGGCCAAUAAGGAACGAUCAGAGGCCCUGCGCAGACAGCAGCUGGAACAGCAGCAGAACGAGGGACACAAGCACCAACUACUGGCAGAGAGACAGAAACGCAUUGAGGAACAAAAAGAACAGCGGCGCCGUUUAGAAGAGCAACAGCGGCGUGAGCGUGAGCUCAGGAAGCAGCAGGAAAGGGAGCAGAGGCAUCGCUAUGAGGAGCAGCUCCGUCGAGAGGAGGAGAGGAGACAGGCCGAAAGGGAGCAGGAGUAUAUCCGUCGUCAGUUGGAAGAGGAACAGAGACAGCUCGAGAUCCUGCAGCAACAGCUUUUGCAAGAGCAGGCGCUCCUACUGGAGUAUAAACGUAAACAGCUGGAGGAACAGAGACAGUCAGAGAGAUUGCAGAGACAGCUCCAGCAAGAGAGAGCUUACCUUGUCUCUCUCCAACAACAGCAGCAGCAGCAACCGCAACAAGACUCCAGACCUGCAGAGAAGAAGCAACUCUAUCAUUACAAAGAUGCAGUCAACCCAAGCGAUAAACCUGCCUGGGCCAAAGAGGUCCAUGGCCGGCCCUUGAAACAGAUCCAAACCAUCAACCACAAGCCUUCCUCAUCCCCAUCCCGUCAGCGCCACGUCCCCCACCGGAGCCCCUCAGACCCCACUAGAAUGCUUCCCCCUAUUAGAGAACAGGUCAUGAAGCAUUUACAUCACAGGAAGCAGCAGCAGCAGCCCAGCUUCCAUGUCUCAGGACAGCAAGAGAGUCGAGAAAACAUUAGCCAGCAGGUGCAACAGCUUAGGGCCUUCCAAAAGUCCGGGCAGGAGGCCCGCGGACGCAAGCCCAACCCAGUGAUCACUAAAGCGGUUAGUUCAGAGAACCUGGCCUCAGCCUUAGAUGUGAAGCUUUCACUGUGCCAUAGACUAGAUGUAGAUGAGUUGCUCCCACAAAUCGCCAUUAACCAGGAGUGUUUGUUCCUCGAUGAGGACAGCUUGUUGUCUCAGUCAGCCCCAGAGCACUCGCUCCGAAAGAUGAUGGCCAAAGAUCAGCGUUCAAACUCAGUGUCGUCCAAGAACCUCCUGAUGGUGCCGAAAAGGGAGUGGGACGUGCCUCUCGCAAUGUACAAUUCAGAUUAUUCAUUUCGUGUGAAUCGCUGUUCCUCUGCUCUGGACCUGUCUUCAUCCGCUUCGGAGUUGCUCAGGCAGAGUUUUAACCAGCCCAUCUGGCGUUCCAAAUCUUGUGGACGCGAGGGUUUUCAUAUUGUUCACCGUAAAUCCUCUAAAAAUUCCAAUAUGGCCUCACCGCUCCGCUCUGUAUUGCGCUGGAUGGGGCUCUCUCCUCGGAGCACACCCAGAGCAAGCCCAGCCUCCUCAAGGUCGCCAUCCCCAGGUAGCCGUCACAGCUCCUUGGUCAGCCCCAAUUCAUCCCCCGUAGGCUCCCCGUUCUCCCCCACCAACAUGAUGACGAUCAGGCCUCUCAUCAAUUUUAAACCGUUUGGCCUGUUCUUAUGUGUCUUUUUAUUAUUCAUGAAGGUUGAGGAGCGCUCUAAACUGAACCGCCAGAGUUCUCCUGCCCUGCAGCAUAAAGUGGCUAACCGUAUCUCCGACCCUUCCCUUCCUCCACGCUCUGAGUCCUUUAGCAGUGGUGGAAUUCAGCCGGCACGGACCCCUCCUAUGCACCGCCCUGUGGAGCCUCAGAUGGCUCAUUUGGUUCCAGUGAGAUCCCAUAGCUCCUCUCUGUCAGUCUCUCAGUCUUUGCAUGAUCAAUCUGCCAAGGGCGUUUCAGCCUUCCAGGAGAGCCUGGUGUCCCAUCGGCCAGAGAUGCCACGACAGAACUCCGACCCGACUUCAGAGAUGCCCCCUCCGGCCCCUCGCAUGGCCAGCCGUGAGGAAAAGCCUGAACGCAGUUCCCCCUGGCUAAUGGAAGACGACAUUCCUCCCAAGUUGUGCAGUACUACCCAGGUGCCUCAGCAGACCACAUCCAUCUCCCCUGCUCUUGUGAGGAAGAACUCUCCUGGGAACGGAGGGGGGCGAGCGACCUCCCAGCUCAUCCGCUCCAGUAAUCCAGACCUGAGGAGGGCAGAGUUGUCCCUGGAUGUGGCUCUGCAGAGAACCAGCAGUAACGGCUCAUCCAGCUCCAGCACACCCAGCUCUCAGGGCGGCUCGCAGCCUGGAUCCAGUGAGAGGAACCAGCCGAAAGGCUCUGGUAAAUCAGAAGGAUCUCCAGUGGCAUUACAGGAGACUUCCAAACCCAUUCAGGAGGAAAGCAGAGAGUUGAACAAACCUGGUCGACCUGCGGCCAAUGAGAGGCAACGCUUGGGCCACGGCGAGAGCAAUGGUUUCGCAGGCCACGGAAACCUACCAGACCUGGUGCAGCAAAGCCACUCCCCAUCAGGAACUCCAACAGGCAUCAAUUCCCAGGACCUGGACUCUAUGGAUGAGUUUUGUCUAAAUGUCCUGGUCACCAUAUCAGGGAAGAAAAACAAGCUACGUGUCUACUACUUGUCAUGGCUGAGAAACAGGAUACUGCACAACGAUCCGGAGGUAGAGAAGAAACAGGGCUGGAUCACUGUUGGGGAUCUGGAAGGCUGUAUUCACUAUAAAGUUGUGAAAUACGAGAGAAUCAAAUUCCUGGUGAUCGCACUGAAGAGCUCUGUGGAGAUUUAUGCAUGGGCCCCCAAGCCGUACCAUAAAUUCAUGGCUUUCAAGUCGUUCACAGAGCUGCCGCACAGGCCUCAGCUGGUGGACCUGACUGUAGAAGAGGGUCAGAGGUUAAAGGUCAUCUAUGGCUCUAGUGUGGGCUUUCACGUCAUAGAUGUGGAUUCUGGAAACCCUUAUGACAUCUACAUACCAUCACAUAUCCAGAGCAGUGUGACUCCUCAUGCCAUCGUGGUGCUUCCCAAGACUGAUGGCAUGGAGAUGCUGCUGUGUUAUGAAGAUGAGGGCGUUUAUGUCAACACCUACGGCAGAAUCACCAAGGACGUGGUCUUGCAGUGGGGAGAGAUGCCCACCUCUGUUGCUUAUAUCCACUCCAACCAGAUCAUGGGCUGGGGAGAGAAAGCCAUUGAGAUCCGCUCUGUUGAAACGGGCCACCUGGACGGUGUUUUCAUGCACAAGCGAGCUCAGAGACUUAAAUUCCUCUGUGAGAGGAAUGACAAGGUGUUCUUUGCCUCGGUCCGAUCAGGCGGUAGCAGUCAAGUGUUCUUCAUGACACUGAACAGGAACUCUUUGAUGAACUGGUGAAGCUCCUGCGGACCCAACACCGUGGAGCCUUUUUCCUGUCAGAAUUGCAUCUGUGAGCGCACGGUACAUUGACACUUUGGUCUGAAAAAGAUUUUAAAAUAUUAGAGACUCUUGAGGAGUGAGCUUGGAGACAUGGGUCUGUCCCGUAGGAAGCGAGCGCUUGUUCUCUGCACGCGGCUAAUGGAGGCGCAGUAUCUGACGUCACCUGCAGUGGCACGCAGUUCCCAGAAGAGGGGGCUGACUAACUUGAACUUGGUUUUAGACCUUAUUUGUGGCCUCUGGUAAAGCCUGUUCUUUUAGGGUCCUCACCUUUACGUUCCCGUCCCUGGUUUCCCCUUUGGUUUUUAUUGACUUUUCCAAUGAAUUUUAGUCAGUUGCAUGAUUGUAAAGAAUUGGACAAUAUUUAAAAGAGAACAAAUGUGGGGAUAACAUUAGCAAGCACUCAGGCUAAGACCAAGCUUUAGUCUCUUGAUGUUUCACUUUCAAAUAUUGGCGAACACUUCUGCCAGUUUCACAAAUAUCUGUGAUACCCGUUUUUGUCCGAUUUCUCAAAAGAGAACGAAAUGCUCAAAAGAAACUAAUAACACUGGUGCUCAUUUGUAUAUUGUCAACAAGAUCCAUAUACUGUACAUUUAUCCAAAGUACUGUUUUAUAGCUUUGAGGUUGGAAAUACGGAGCCGAACGGAUCAUGAAUGCAUCUUUAAGUUGCAUACCAUGCUUUGAAUUCCUUCUCUGGUCCUUUUUUUGGAAUGUUUGGAACAUGAAGGAACAAAAGCACGAAAGUUAACUGAGUGAAAUCUAGUCAUACGAGACUAGAUGGAAGAAAACGGUCCUCCUCACUGGUUGCAUGCUUGUGUGGACACUGGAUCAGAUGUUGUGUGAUGUGUAUGUCAGAGCAACAUGAUAUCUGAGAUCAACAAAAAAUAAAAAAUAGAAAGAAAAA